Necator americanus (New World hookworm) is the source of this 606-nucleotide messenger RNA. RefSeq lists its product as uncharacterized. The coding region runs from base 1 to 606 and encodes 201 amino acids. Lineage: Eukaryota; Metazoa; Nematoda; Chromadorea; Rhabditida; Ancylostomatidae. The transcript has 3 exons. The record is from RefSeq and is a predicted model, not a curated record.
AUGCAAGGAGCAUCGUUAUUAGUUACUAUUCAACAACUCAAACAACCCGGUAGUCCGCUAACAUCGCGACUUUGUGGCUAUCAAGGCAUUGGAAAAGGCAAAGAUGCCGAAACGUUAGCUAGAAUAAAGAUCAGUAACAACAAUAACAGAACGGCGACAAGAGUUGCAUCGAGCAGCCAGGAAAAAACAUCGUCUGUAAACCUGAUCCACAAAGUGGCUAUUUCCAAUGGGUACGUGACUAGAAUUGGAUCACUCGACAGACACGACUUCUCUCGAAGGCCCAACAUCGUAUAUGGCCGAGAAGAGAUUCCGUUCUGUCUACCUUACAUAUGUGAUGAUAUGACCAGAGCGGUACGUAGCUGUCUACGCAAAGUGGGUCUACAGGAUGACGUAAGGGUUGUAGGAGUACUACCAGUGAACCUCAAGUGUCAGCCGGUACAUAAUCGAGACCUCAAGUGUCAGCAGGUGAGUAUGACAGAACUCCGCACAAUUCUCAGCUGCGUGGUAUGCCCGUACGGAAAAGAGCGUAAUUGCAUGGUGUCACGAGUGAACGCGUGGUGUCAGGAGACGGCCUGUGUGUAUUCCGGUCAAGGAACAUCAAGAUGA